CGAGCCGGAGCCGGAGCCCGAGCCGGAGCCGGAGCCCGAGCCGGAGCCGGAGCAGGAGCUUAGCUUAGCCACAACUGCCGCUUGGUCUCAGCAGCCUCCAGCUUCAACCCCAACCCCAGCCUGGCCCCGUCCUUGGGGCGGCAGAAAUCGCAGCCUCUGGUCUGGUCCAAUUCAGCCUUGUCCGGCCCGAACCUAGAGCCUGGCCCAGCAUGGCAGUAGAGGCCCCUGCCCCCAGUCCCAGUCGUUUCCCGGCCCGGUGCAACGUCCAGUCCAGCCUCUGAAGGACUCCCGACGACGGUCCCUGGGAGCCCAGCGUCCCUGCUCCCAGCCCGCUUCCCCUACACUAGUUGAACUGCGGCCCGGACUUCCCGGAUUCCCCAAGUUCUGCACCUCUCUGCCUUGCUUCGCGGUGCACCCCGAUCUCCAGCAACUGAACCCCUCCGCACAGCACUCUUGAGUUCCAUCACCCGGAUCCCUCAGCCUUGCGCCCGCCAUCCCCUCAGCCCUCCCUCCUCCCUCUCUUCCAGCUCUAAUCCCUUACCCCACUUCUGUUCCCCCUGUCCCGCAUCCUCGGCCCCUCUAGGGCCCAAAUCCCCACUGGCCUUGCGACCCUUUCCUUAACUCUCCAGUCCCGGGACCCGGACCCCCGAGUCCUGUACUCCUUGGUUGGGGUUCCUCGUAGCCGUCCCCGCCCCCUCCACUCCCCAGAGCUCGCGCCCCCAGCGGCGGCGCCAUGGCCAAGGACCAACUGCGGCCCCGGCUGUGCCGGAUGAUCAAGGGCGAGCAGGGCUACGGUUUCCACCUGCACGGAGAAAAGGGCAAAAGUGGCCAAUUCAUUCGCAAGGUGGAGCCGGGCUCCCCGGCGGAGGCGGCAGCGCUGCGCGCUGGGGACCGGCUGGUGGAGGUGAAUGGGGUCAACGUGGAGAAGGAGACGCACCUCCAGGUGGUACAGAGGAUCAAGGCUGUAGAGGGUGAGACCCGACUCCUGGUGGUGGACAAGGAGACAGACGAAUACCUGGCCAGCCUGCAUCUGACUUGCACAGAGGAGAUGGCUCAUCGUGGGGUUCUGCCUUCAGCUCCCGCAUCCCCCCGGGAUAAUGGCAACUUGUGGGAGCCCCAGCCAGAGACCCGGUCCCCAAGGGCUAUGGGGGGCAGCUUCAGCAGCCAGAAGGAUGUGCCUGGAACACCUCGCGAGCUGCGCCCACGUCUCUGUCACCUCCACAAAGGCCCCAAUGGCUACGGCUUCAACCUGCAUAGUGAAAAGUCCCGUCCCGGGCAGUACAUUCGUGCUGUGGAUGCUGGGUCCCCUGCUGCCCACUCUGGCCUUCGGCCCCAGGACCGGCUAAUUGAGGUAAAUGGCCGGAAUGUGGAGGGACUUCGCCAUGCUGAAGUUGUGUCCAGCAUCAAGGCCCACGAGGAGGAGGCACGGCUGCUUGUGGUUGACCCUGAGACUGACGCCUACUUCAAGAGGCUACGGGUAGUGCCCACGGAGGAGCAUGUUACAGGUCCGCUACCUUCCUUGAUUACCAAUGGCAUGAGCCCACCCCAGAUCAAUGGUGGCUCGACUUGCUCGUCUCGGAGUGAUCUGCAGAAUGUGGACAAGGACACAGAGGACAGCGACGUGGCCAAGCGGGACCCGUUCCAGGAGAGCGGGCUGCACCUAAGCCCCACCGCGGCAGAAGCCAAGGAGAAGGCCCGGGCAAAGCGCGUCAACAAGAGGGCCCCGCAGAUGGACUGGAACAAGAAGCGAGAGAUUUUUAGCAAUUUCUGAACCCGUUCCUUCCCCAUCCCCCUCAGCCACUGGCUCCUCCUGCUUCUCCCUGAAGGAAGGGAACUAGGAACUCCCUGCCAGGAGCCACAGGCUUUGUGCUCAGCUGCCCCCACCCUUCCUGAGGCCAGAGCUCCCAAGUAUCCCCAACCUGUGUCUGAGGAGCUUCUGGCUGAGGUUGGGGGGGGGGGGACAACUUCCUUUUGGUCCUUGCUCGGUUCUCCUCCCCAAGCCCCACUGUCUGCCUGUGCCCUUGCUGCUGGAAGAGCCAGUCCCUCCCCACUCCCCUCCCCUUCCCGGAGCCUCAGUGAGACAGAACCAGAGAAUGGGUCGUUUGCUCCAGGAGUCAAACCUGACCCCAGGGACUGGACCUUUGCUGAAACUCCUGGUGUUUGUUCUUGUCAGUCUGGGGAUUUAUUCCCUGAAAGCAGGGCAGGAGAGAAAGACUGAGGGAGACACAGAGCCAGAGAGAAACAAAGAAAGAUAGAGGCCCAGUAGAAAGAGAGAGAGACCCUUUAAUGUUAUUGGGUUUUUUUUAUUGGCUAGUGGAUUUAAGGGAAUUUUUGUGUUACACAUGUUUUCAUUUACUGCCAGGAAUCUCCCCUCCCCCACAGGGACUUUGACAUACAUUCUCUGUCUUCUCUGUCUUACUCUGUCUCUCUUUCUCUGCCUCUGUGUCUAUCUGUCUGUCUCUCGGGCAGCAAAACAAAUCUCUCUGCAGUUCUUUCCUUCCCUCUUCCCUCCUCCAUUCCUCUCCUGUUAAAGUCAGAGGGACCAGAGGGUUCAAGGCCAGAAUUGGCAACCGAUGAGCUCGGUGGAUGGGUUGGAGGGAAGGAAGCUCAUUUGGGGCAGCAAGUCAAGUUUGCCCAGUUUGGGGUCUCUCAGGAGGUUGCUCCAUGUGGAGAUGCUGGAAAUAGCUCAUGGGACCAUCCUGGGCCCCUGGAGGCAAGUAGGGGCCCAGAACUGAGGUGUCCCAUGCUCCUUGUCCCCUACCUAGAUCGGGUUCUCUUCUGAGCUUUGCUGCCUUUGCUCCAUGUGGACCCAGAAGCUGGGUCAAAUCCUCGUCACUGGUGGGACGCAGAUCCCCCCUGCUCUGCAUGAGCCUCAUUGGGCAGUUGGCUGCUGCACCUAUUGGCCCUUCUAGCACCUGUUCUUGGAAGGGCUGAGCUGAUGACCAAGGCACCUACAGCUUCUGCAUCUCCUGCCCUGCUUUUCAGACUGAUUCCUUCAGUGCUUCGAGCCUCCUUGGCAAUUGCCACCCCUACCUUGGACAGCCUCUUGCCUCGGAGCCUGGAAGGCAAGUAAACUAGACUUUUGAGGAGUUUUUUUUUUUAAUUCACCGUCUUUCCAGUGGCUGAUUGACUUGUGCAGAAGAUGGAUGUUUGGGCUGGGGAUAUUUGCCUCAUCAAUUGUUAAAAUGCCUUUGGGGGUCUUCUCCUCUUCCCAAAGCCACUGCCAACCAGAAGCCUUCUAGUCUGAAGCCACCGGGAUAGUUUGUGGAAAAGGGCCUGGCCUGGAGGAAGAUGGUGGCCAGGGCUCUGCUGGGGAAAGGUCUCUAUAUACUGUUUUGUAAAUGUUGUAAAAGGUGCCUUAGGAUUGUCUGGGAUGUCCCAGCCCAUUCUGGGAGGACUGAGUUCUGGAGGUGGGUGGGCAGGGGAAGGAUCUUAGGAAAGUGCUCAGGGCUGGGGUGGGUAGGUAAGGGGGAGCAAGUCAUAUUUGCUUUAGCAAAGUUUGCUCUGUUUUGUGUGUGUUGGGGGGAAGGAACGAAUUUGGAGUGAGGGUAGAAUGAGGGAUUAUCAUGAUGAGCUUGGGUCAGGAGUCUACAAUUCAUAGCAGUAACUAGGGUCCCAGAGCUUAUGGAGAGUUUGUUUUUUGGGGCUUUAUACCCAACUGUUCCCUGAGGAAAAGGGCCAAUCACUGACUGGAGAAUGUUCUCCUGGUUAUUUGGUGCUCCUGAAAGAGACAACCAAUGGAUGAAGUGAUUCUGGCACCAAAACUCAGAAUUUAACUCACUGUCACACUGUGAUGUUGGCUGCUAUAGCCUCCAGGUGUAGGGUUAAACCUACCUGAAGAUAGGAUUUUCCUUCCAUGUAAAAAGCAAGACACAGAGUAGACUGUCUUCUAUGUAAGGGCCAAAAGUGAUGGGCCCACCCAUACCCAUAGACCUCAGGAGAGGGUUUAUGGUGGCAGUUACAGUGGGGAAGGCAGGACCAAGGUUACUGCUCAGCUGAAAUCAGGUAUGCACGAUUGCAAAUGCAAAAUUAAGCUGCCCACUGCUAGGGCACCCUAGAUCACCUAUCGUCUCUCUCUUUCUUGUAGUGUGAUAGUACAAUAAUUCUUCUUUCCCCUCCCUCCACUUACUUUGAAAACCCAUGCGAGUAUAAGCUGUUGACAUUGUAAGUUGUAAUGUGCACUGUUAACAUCAAUAAUAAACUUGGAAUUGCCAUGUACAGUAUAGAUAGGCUGCGAAGCUGGAAGCAAGGUUUGUUUUGUUUUUGUGCAACUCAGACUGCAUCCACCUGGGGUGAGGGCCAGACUUCCAGCAGCUCCCCCUGGGGUAUUUUCCCCUUUUGGAGGAGAGGAGGAAGGUCCUGGGCUCACCAAGCACUGUGGCUUGGAGUUCUGAGACAAUUCUACCAGGAAGCGGGGGAGGGCAGUUCUAGCCUUCAGUGGCCCCUCAGCCCCAACAAGUGUGGCCAGCUAGGCUUGCUGGCCUUUUCUCUCUUAACCAACCAGGGUGUUGAACUCCAGACAAAAAAAAAGUAGGUAAAUGUCUUAACUCCCGAGGCUGAGGUCCAAGGACUAUAAGGGUUCCCCCGAGGAUCCUUCUGACUUUAUGAUGUGGUAGAAAGCAUUUGGGAGUCAGAAGAUCUGGGUCCAAACCCUGGAUCCGCUAGUUAGGACCUCUUAGACUCCGGACAAAUCUACUUCUCAGGGAUUCAUUUUGCUCAUCUGUAAAAUAAAAGGAUUGUACUAGACAACUAAG
This is a messenger RNA of Sarcophilus harrisii (Tasmanian devil), 4754 nucleotides long. It is a transcript of the gene NHERF2, whose product is annotated as SLC9A3 regulator 2. Bases 734 to 1771 code for a protein of 345 amino acids. Gene Ontology annotation, biological process: protein localization to plasma membrane. The transcript has 7 exons. Gene Ontology annotation, molecular function: signaling receptor binding; protein-membrane adaptor activity. NCBI's taxonomy places the organism in Eukaryota, Metazoa, Chordata, Mammalia, Dasyuromorphia, Dasyuridae. The record is from RefSeq and is a predicted model, not a curated record. Gene Ontology annotation, cellular component: apical plasma membrane.